This is a messenger RNA of Alosa alosa (allis shad), 702 nucleotides long. RefSeq names its product cocaine- and amphetamine-regulated transcript-like (gene cartl). Gene Ontology annotation, biological process: positive regulation of MAPK cascade; G protein-coupled receptor signaling pathway; negative regulation of appetite. Gene Ontology annotation, molecular function: neuropeptide hormone activity. Lineage: Eukaryota; Metazoa; Chordata; Actinopteri; Clupeiformes; Clupeidae. The record is from RefSeq and is a predicted model, not a curated record. The transcript is spliced from 3 exons. Bases 166 to 486 code for a protein of 106 amino acids.
CCGACCGAUAAAUUAUGCAUUUGAGGACAAUAACGUUUCCAUUGCGGGCGGAGCUUGUUAGUUUAUAAAGGAGGGUCGUACGGUCAUUCCAGUCUUCAGUCUUGCCCCUGAGUUUGAGUUUGGUGACCCUUGAUUCUAAGUUUCAUCUGACUGCCUCUCAGGACCAUGGAUAGCGCAGGAAUGUUAUUUGGUCUCCUGUGCGUCUGUGUACUGUCCGCCAUCUCUAACGGACAGGUGUCAAAGGAAGUUUCGGCAGAAGAUGCUGGGCCACAGAACUCUGCAGUGUCUGCGGAGAGAGAUUUGUUGCAGGCAAUGGAGGCACUCCUGGGAAGAUAUCACGACCAGCUGCCAAGUGCGGAGAAAAGAGGCAUCCCCUUGUGUGCGAUGGGUUCCCGUUGUGCCAUGAGAUACGGACCACGCUAUGGGACUCUAUGCGACUGUGGCCGGGGGAGUAACUGCAACUCUUACCUUCUCAAGUGCAUAUAAGAGCUUCACCAACACCACAGCACAACUACCACUGUUCUACCACCAAGAGAUAUCUACCGGUGUGCGCAGUGUCCAAAAAUAUUUACUUGCGUUGUAAUUACCUUUGAGCAUGAGUAUGGUAUAACAUGUACAAUGUUUUUUUUUUAAUGUGUUUGUUUAUGAUGAUGUUUGUGAAUGUUGUAAACUUUAAUGGGAGAAAUAAAGGUAUACCUGUAA